AUGGUGAGUAUUUCUUCUCUUUUCAGUCUUUUCCUGUAUUUCAAGGGAGUGGUCAAGCACCCCGCCGUGGAGUCCGUGGUGCAGUGCGAGAUCGAYGAGGAUGUGAUCCAGGUAUCUAAGAAAUACCUCCCAGGGAUGGCAGUGGGCUAUUCGAGUGCUAAGCUGACCUUGCACGUGGGAGACGGUUUUGAGUUCAUGAAACAAAAUCAAGAAGCCUUUGAUGUAAUUAUCACGGACUCGUCUGACCCCAUGGGUCCUGCAGAAAGUUUAUUCAAAGAAUCCUACUACCAGCUGAUGAAGACAGCUCUGCGAGAAGAUGGGAUUCUCUGCUGCCAAGGUGAGUGCCAGUGGCUGCACCUGGAUCUCAUUAAGGAGAUGCGUCAGUUCUGCAAGUCUCUGUUCCCCGUGGUGGAAUACGCCUAUUGUACCAUCCCCACGUAUCCCAGCGGGCAGAUUGGCUUCAUGCUGUGCAGCAAGAACCCGAACACAAAUUUCCGGGAACCCGUGCAGCAGCUCUCCCAGCAACAAGUGGAGGAGAGGAGUCUGAAAUACUACAACUCUGACAUCCAUCGAGCAGCUUUCGUCCUGCCAGAGUUUGCACGGAAGGCCCUGAGUGACGUGUGAGCCUCGAGAAGCUGCGUUUCCCCUCAAGUUGGACCCUGAGAUCAUCGGUGAUGUGGUGGGGACUUGCCCAGCAGACUGCAGCCUUGCUCCCCACUGUGCGGGACUGGUUAACCCUUUGCCAGCCAACAUUCCUUUUGGUGGUGUGUGGAAGAUGACGGGGCAAAAGCCACGUAAGACUAGUGAAAAGCUCCAGUGACUUCUUGCGUGGGGUCAAAACUAUUCUUUCCAGUGCUGGAAAUGUAAGGGUCUCCUUUUCUCCUCCCCUUCCUACGCCCCUUCUGUAUCCCCUCUCUCUCUCCCCCUCCUCCCCGCAGCUGACACGGUGUAUUUAUAACUGACAUGUAUUUCUGUCUGGCCAUCUUCCGAAACUUGGGAGGAGUCCAGAACGUUCUCUAACGCAGCCGUGAGCAGCGGGAGCAAGCGCUGCKUGCGGGACCUUGCCUGCUGCCUGCUCCCUGCUGCCGAGACGCCGUGAGCGCUGCCGGCCCCGAGCUCGGAGCCUCCGCGUCCCGCUGCGGCAGCGCCGGA
This is a messenger RNA of Nothoprocta perdicaria, 1152 nucleotides long. RefSeq names its product spermidine synthase (gene SRM). Gene Ontology annotation, molecular function: spermidine synthase activity. Gene Ontology annotation, cellular component: cytosol. Gene Ontology annotation, biological process: spermidine biosynthetic process. The coding region runs from base 1 to 624 and encodes 207 amino acids. NCBI's taxonomy places the organism in Eukaryota, Metazoa, Chordata, Aves, Tinamiformes, Tinamidae. The transcript has 7 exons. The record is from RefSeq and is a predicted model, not a curated record.